AUGGAGCCGCAACUUAUGGACAAUGACUUGUCUCCCCCCGUUCGCUCCGGAUCGCCUUCACCUUCCGUUCCUGCCACACCAGCGAUCUCAUCGUACUCCUCGCCAGAUCGAACCUUCUCCUCCGUCUCAUCCCACUCCGCAUCUUCAGCGACCUCGGCAGACGCACGGUCUUCGGUCUCAACUUCGUCCCGCCGCCAUGGAUACAUCCGCGCUCUUGGCGCGGAAUUCGCCGACUCAGCUCGCCAUCGAGACAGUGUCAUGAGUCUGGGUAGUAUCGCACAUUUACAAUAUUAUUUUGCGAGGACGGGCCUGCUGGAUGGGAAAUCUGGCCGCGGAAAGGAGUUUAAGAAGAAGAACAAGGACAAUGUUCCCCGGGUGCUCAUUACACCAAAUGAGCAGCAUAUUGAUGACCUCGUCAACAGUCCGACGGAUAUGUCGGAGUCGGCGGAGGUAGACUCUAUGGAGGAUGAGGAGGGGGAGGUAAUGCUACCUCCCACGGUUAGCACUUACAGUAUCAAGACACAUCACAUUCCACCCCCGCCUGAUCUGAUCUCUCUCCGACGAGAUUUGCAAAUGGCAUUGGACAAGGCGGAGGCCAUUAUCGAGGCAAUUGAGAAUGGCGCAGAGCCUUCGCCCCGCGAGCCUGUUCGGACCAGUCUUUCUCCGAGCGAUAUCUCGGAGAAUAUGGAAGAUGAUGGAUCGCAUGAUGUGCCCACUCCGCAGACCAAGGAGGAAGCGCAGGGAAUGUGCAUUCUAGAUGACGUGACCAUGGCUAUCCGAGCAGCCAAGAUCUACUACACCACCCAUGAAAGCCCGGAGCGCUUGGCUUCAAUCAAAAGUGAGCGUGAGAUUCGUAAGGAUCUUUUCCAUGUUCUUGAUGUCCUGAAGCGCUGGGCUGCGAGACACUUUGCCACAGGACUUCGGGAUGAGGAGCGCGAUGUGAUCAAAGGGUGGAUUUCCGGUGUUCGCAUAAUGCUUGUUCGCGAGAGGGCAUUGGAAGACCUAGAGGCUCGGGAGCGUGAGAACUGGGACUGGGCUCAGGGAGACUGGACCGGACGAGAGCGAGCACGCGAGGAAUCCUUUCUUCGGAGUUUGUUCCCAGAUGGCCAUACUUUGCCAGACUGGACGCCAGUUGAAGACUCACCCAGCGACUCCCUCCCAACAGCAUUUCUCGCCCGUUUCAGGGAUGGCCGUAUUCUGGUGCAGUUGCACAACAUUGCCGUGAAAAAGUCCAAGCACCCGUUUGGCGAAAUCAAGACAUACCACGCAGAUGUCGCGAAACCAUACCGACAGGCAGAGAACCUCCGGUUCUGGAUCAAAGCCGCUGAAUUGCGAUGGGAGCUCCGACUCAAAGUUGACGUGAUGGAGGUGGUACAGGGCAGUAACGAAGUGGCCUGGAAGCUAUUCGACACAGCCUUGCUGGCCUGGUGCAAGACGGUACGCGAGGAGCUGGUGCGAGACUGGCAAGCGGCCAAUCCAGGCCGACCGCCGAGUGCCGGUCUGAUUUGA
Messenger RNA from Penicillium atrosanguineum, 1509 nucleotides. RefSeq lists its product as uncharacterized. The transcript has a single exon. The record is from RefSeq and is a predicted model, not a curated record. Lineage: Eukaryota; Fungi; Ascomycota; Eurotiomycetes; Eurotiales; Aspergillaceae. Bases 1 to 1509 code for a protein of 502 amino acids.